UUUGUUAAUUAGAUUACCACACUGAUUCCUGCCUCUUGUCUUCAAUGCACAUCAGCAGCCGGUUUAACCACACUCUUAAAGACUGCUUUUACUCCUUUCACAUAUCUAACAUAUGAAGUAUAAGUUGCUCCAAUAGGUGAGGGGGGAAACCUGGUAAUUCUGCAGAGAAUGGACAUCCUGACAACAGGUUUACUUACAUUAGUUUGGUGGAUAAAUCUCAGUAAUGUGCAUGCAAAUGAAAGGAUCUACUCUGACAACAUCACGAGAAUUCUGGAUCGACUUUUGGAUGGUUAUGACAACAGACUGCGGCCUGGAUCUGGAGGGGGUGUUACGGAGGUGAAAACAGACAUCUUUGUCACCAGUUUUGGGCCUGUUUCAGAUGUUGAAAUGGACUACACCAUGGACAUGUUCUUCCGUCAGAUGUGGGUGGAUGAACGGCUGAAAUUUGAGGGCCCAAUUGAAAUCCUUCGUCUGAACAAUCGCAUGGUGGACAAGAUCUGGACACCAGACACAUUCUUCAGAAAUUCUAAGAAGUCCAUUUCACAUAACAUGACCACACCCAACAAGCUGUUUCGCAUCAUGCAAAACGGGACCAUCCUCUACACCAUGAGACUGACAAUCAGUGCAGACUGUCCCAUGAGCCUGAUGGACUUCCCCAUGGACGGCCAUUCCUGUCCUCUCCGGUUUGGAAGCUUCGCCUACACCAGCAGUGAAAUUGUGUUCACCUGGAGAAAGGGGCCAAUGAUGUCUGUCGAGUGUCCCAAAGAGUCCAUGAGCCUCUUGCAAUAUGACCUGGUGGGACAGACUGUGUCCAGUGAGACUUUCAAAUCAAACACAGGUCGUUACUCGGUGCAGGUCGUUCAUUUCCACCUCCAGAGGAAGCUCGGCUAUUACCUCAUACAGACCUACAUUCCCCUCAUCAUGGUUGUUGUGCUGUCGCAAGUGUCCUUCUGGAUCAAUAAGGAAUCGGUUCCUGCACGCACCGUUGCUGGUGCCACCACGGUCCUCACCAUGACAACCUUAAGCAUCAGCGCCCGUCAGUCACUGCCUAUGGCCUAUGCCACGGCCAUGGAUUGGUUCAUCGCCGUGUGUUUCGCCUUCGUGGCGUCAGCGCUGGUUGAGUUUGCGGCGGUGAACUACUUUGCCACCCUGCAGGCUCAUCGUCUAAAGAAACAGAAAGCCAGACAGGACAGACUGGAGGUGCUGGCUUCCGGCAGCGACGAUGACGACACGAUCUCUCACUCAGACAUCAGCCACCAGGAAGGUCUGAAGAGGAGGAACCACUCAAUGUGUGACAGCGAGCCGGGCAAUGUUCCGCCCCUGCUGAUUUUCCUCCAGCAGGGUUCGGCUUUUCCCCAAAUCCCACAACUAGCCGGCACCAGCCCCAUUGACAAAUACGCUCGUGUCCUCUUCCCUCUUAGUUUUGCACUCUUCAACCUGGUCUACUGGUACAUCUACCUGGCUACGGACACAAUGGAACAGUUCAGGGACACAAAACCGACCUCUUAAAAACAAGCCGACCUGGAAAGGGCACCGGAAAGACCUUGAGAGUUUCCGGUCAGACUCGCACAUCGACUCAUCAAUCUGUUGAAUGAGCUUCCACUCCCAUCUGACAGAGGAAAUGAAUCACAAACUCAUUUAUUCUCCUGCAGCAUAUCUGUUCAUUUUACAA
Thalassophryne amazonica is the source of this 1672-nucleotide messenger RNA. It is a transcript of the gene gabra6a, whose product is annotated as gamma-aminobutyric acid type A receptor subunit alpha6a. Gene Ontology annotation, cellular component: postsynapse; synapse; neuron projection. Gene Ontology annotation, biological process: signal transduction; gamma-aminobutyric acid signaling pathway; regulation of postsynaptic membrane potential. Lineage: Eukaryota; Metazoa; Chordata; Actinopteri; Batrachoidiformes; Batrachoididae. Gene Ontology annotation, molecular function: inhibitory extracellular ligand-gated monoatomic ion channel activity; benzodiazepine receptor activity; GABA-A receptor activity. The record is from RefSeq and is a predicted model, not a curated record.